Molecule: messenger RNA, 786 nt
Organism: Cydia strobilella
Lineage: Eukaryota; Metazoa; Arthropoda; Insecta; Lepidoptera; Tortricidae
Exons: 1
Coding region: 1-786 (261 amino acids)
Source: RefSeq, a predicted model, not a curated record
AUGACUGUUCCCAACGAGGUUCUCUCUUCAUUUACAACAGCCCUCCAGCAACUGCAACGCGUCUUCGACACAAUGACACGAGAGAUGACCGCGUUCACUACAUCGCUCAACAACACCUCUGAGGACGUGGCAUCUUUUCGAAAUGAAAUCUCAGAAAUGAAAAGCCAGCUGAAAGAGCUAGAUUUUUGUAAAUCUGAAGUAAAAAAUCUUCGCACUGAAGUGGUCGAGCUGCGCCAAGAAAUAGAAUACAAGGAACAGCGCCAUCUACUGAAGGAUGUCGAAAUUUUAGGUCUAACAGAACACAAUAGCGAAAACUUACAACAAGUAAUUCACACAAUGUGCGCCAAGUUGGGUGUCGAACUGGACCCUCGUGACGUGGAUGACGUGCGGCGCGUGGGCCUUCGCGGCGGUGGCGUGGGCAGCGUCGAGCGGCCACGACCCGUUGUGCUGACGCUGACGCGGCGCGCCCCGCGUGACCAGAUCCUGCGCGCCGCCAGAGUACGCCGCGGGCUCACCACUGAUAUGCUGGAAGUUCCGGGAAGCUCUCGUCGCGUGUACAUAAACGAACACCUCACAAAGGCUAACAGGGUUCUUUUCAGUAAAGCCCGAGCCGCAGGAGCUCAACUAAACUUUAAAUUCACUUGGACCUCAAACGGUACCAUUUAUAUGCGUCGCUCCGAAAUUAGCUCAAUAGUACGAAUUUCAUCGGAAGCAGUGUUGGAAAAACUAUACAAGGGACCUGCAUCUAAUAGUCAACACGCGCCGUUUCAAGGGCUGCCUAAUUGA